AUGGCAUGGUCAUUAACGAAGAGAAACUCCAAUUCAUCAAAAGAGCAUACUGAUGAUUUGGAGUGGACUAAAGAUAUCAAUAGUAAUUCGUUUUUAGCUGAAGAACGUCGUCUUCUGAGCUCUGAACGACAUUCAUUGCAAAAGCCUAUUACAAAUCAAGUGUCUCAGAAACGCUUAAAUAAAUUUAAUAUUCUUGUUAAUCAAAUGACACCUGAACAACUUGAUAAAGAACUAAAAAAACGACAAUUAUCAACAAGCGGUGAAAUUGAAAUUCAACGCUUUCGUUUAAAACAUCAUUAUAAACUGGAAUUAAUCUAUGGAUGUGAAAAUCCAUUAAAAAUGAUUGAACAACAUUUUGAAUAUCUUGCUGUUGUUGAUUUUGAAGCAACCUGUGAGGAUAAACAAGUAAAUUAUCAACAUGAAAUAAUCGAAUUUCCAAUUGUAUUAAUUGAUGUACAACAACAAAUUAUUGUCGAUCAAUUUCAAUCAUAUUGUCGUCCGAUAAUCAAGCCAAUUUUAUCAAAAUUUUGUACAGAAUUAACGGGUAUUGAACAACAUCAAGUUGAUAAUGCCCCUUCAUUUGUUGAAGUUCUGCAUAAUGUUGAAACAUGGUUAAAUAAACGAAAUCUUUUAUCAACAACAAAUCAACGUAAAUUAGCAUUUGCUACUGAUGGUCCAUGGGAUUUUGCAAAUUUUCUUCGAAUGCAAUGCCAUUUAAGUUCAAUAACUUAUCCACGAUGGGCUAAAAAAUGGAUUAAUAUUCGAAAAGAAUUCGCUAAGUUUUAUCCCGUACAUCGAUGUGGCAUAGAGAAAAUGUUAAAAAAUCUUGGUCUUAGUUUUGAUGGUCGUCCUCAUUCAGGUAUUGAUGAUGCCAUCAAUAUUGCACGAAUAACAUUGGAAUUAUUGAAGGAUGGUUGUAUUUUAUCAUUGAAUGAUGAAAUACGUGCAUCUGAUCCAAAAUUUGCAGCAAUCACUGAUAAAAACACUGAAUUCAAUGAGGAUACUGAUGGCGAAGAUGAUCAAAUAGUCUUUGAAGAUUAA
Molecule: messenger RNA, 1041 nt
Organism: Rotaria sp. Silwood1
Lineage: Eukaryota; Metazoa; Rotifera; Eurotatoria; Philodinida; Philodinidae
Source: the annotation of a GenBank genome assembly